CGCCGCUCCUUACGCCGAGGAGGACCAUGCCGAAGAUGAUGGCGACCAUCCAUAUGAGGCGGGAGCGCUGGAAGUGGCAGCUGCCAUCGAGUCCCCGCUCCGCCGCCGCCGCCAUCGCUCGAACAUUCUACACAGACUUCUGCCUGCCUGUAAUUCCAUGUCCAAAGGUUGUGCUGAGAUCCUGAGAUAAGCCGAGCUUUGUGGUAGAAGUGCCUCCGACUGCCCCACACAAGGAGAACCCACCUUGCCGCGCACCAAAUACCUCAUCUAAGGAAGUAAGGCAAGUGUGCGAGAAUGAAAUCCAAAAGCAACUCAGUUGCCGAAGGGAUGUGCUGCUGCGCGGAGGUGACUGGAGAGGGCAGUCAAUACACAGGAAAGAUGCAGGCUGUCAGCAACCCGGCGCUGCGGCAGCAUUUGCUUUGUUAGGCUGGGUUUGGUGGCCAAAAGUGGCCAGGAGAGGUCAGAGAGGGAAUGUCAUGUCACCCGUUCUGCCGCACUGCCGUGAGGACUGACCGCACUGUGAUAUCCUGGGCGGAGGAGGGGGAGCUGGCCUCCUCUUCCUCCUCUGUUGCCAAAAGUAAUUGAUUUAUCUUUUAUUAAGCGAUAUUCUUCCUGGGCUGGAAGAAUGGUCACAAAACAGCUUCAUGUGUGACAGCAGCCCCCACUCGCUGCCAGUGACACAGGCAGCUCCACCAGCCCUGGGCACGGACUUGAAAGUGAAAUAGUUCAUGAAGACAACCCCCUGCUCAGACCUUUUGUGGGGGUGGACUUCUGGAAGUUACAUUUCAAAUCCAGGACAAUGGCUUUGACCUGACUUUUUAAAAGGCUCUUUCUUUUGACAAAUAUAUGAGUCUUUAGAGUAUUUAAGAAGCUGAAUAGAGUUCCAGUUUUAAAAAUUUAAAGCCAGAAGUCCUGUUGCAUCAUCUGGUCUGGCCAGCACAGGCGAUUCAAUUUUAUCUUGUUUCUCUGAAUUGACCUCAGUGAGUGACUUGCUUUUACUUAAAGCAUACUUUUCAAGGGACAUUUUAUCUUACUUUGAAGGUGGCAAAAGACAGAAAAUCCACUGCUUUCAAUGAUUAUUCUUUCUUGUGUUUCUUAGGUUAGAUGUACCUAACAACUACUUUUGAGGGAUUAAUUUUCCAGAGUAGCUGAAAAGCUUGCUGUUUCAUAUUUUGCAAAUAUUUGCAUUUCUGCCCUCAUAUUUUGGACAGACCAGCUAUCUUUGUGGCUUCAACACUGGGAAUCUUGUUUGUCAGUGAAUUGCUUUUAUUGGCAAGUAUCAUCUAAACUGGAAACUACAAAUCCCAAACACUGUUACGUGAAUUAUUGAAAAAAAAUGCAGAACAAAUCACUUUGCCAAGUUUACAGGGAGUUAAACUGUUUUACCACAACUUCAGAGAUUUCUACUUUGGUUUCCUUUCCUUUUCUCUUAAUCAGUGCCAGAAAGUGACUGAAUGAAGCCCUGGCACCCUGUUAUGAACUGGCAGCAUGCUACACACCAAAAUAUCACCUGAGCGCAGACAGUGGGAAGCUCUGGCCGUGCUUACUAGAAGCCAGGUUUAGAUUAAUAGUUUGGAACAGACAUGUCAGUUGUGACAGGAUAACCACAGCUCCAUGUUCUUUCUCAGGCCUUUCCUGUGCUAGAGAACAUGCAGAUACUGGUAGCUAUCAAUUGACACAGCUGCCAUCACGGUGACAGAGCUCUGUAAGCAUUUGAAGAAGACGAGCUAUCCUAGCUUUGCCCGGCUUCAGGCUGCACAGAUUGCUAAACUGAGUCUCUUUUGACAGUAGUCAAGGCCAUAGAAAAGAGGGAAAGCAUAAUCUUAAAAACAAGCUUGAAAGGAAAAAAGCAUACUCCCUCAUAAUUUCAUACAAACAUUUUUCUUUCAUUUGCAUCACUUGGUUUAGAUUUCAAAUUAGUUUGGUAUUAAAUCCAUGAGUACUUAUUGAGAAUCUAAGAUUAAAAGACAUGUUUGCUACAAGAUCAGUAGAUAAGGUUACUAACCACAUGAUACCAUGAGAAUGGGACAUGUGAUCCUCUUUGACAUUUCAAAGACAGCUACAUUAAUUUUUAAAAAUGUUUUUUUCACUGAAGCUCUGUCCAUAGGGUCCUGAGGUCUCCAUGGUGACUGGGUGUGUACACUGAGGUGGGUUAGUUCUGCUGAAAACAAUCGAAUGGACCUGUGUAUUCUUUCUGCCUAACCCCUGAGAAACAGCUACCUCAUUUCCUAUGAUGUAUAUAUCAAUAGAUCACUCUCUUCAAUUUUCAAAUACUAAAGUUUCUGCUGCACCUAGUGGUGGAGAAAACUUGUUCCCUCUUCGGUUUAGAAGCAUUUGCUAUCUCUAACUUAGAGAUAUUGACUAUCUCACUUUCAUUGGGAAGUACAAAGGGUAUUUGCCAGGUAGUCUGCCUCUUUUGUUUGGUGUUCCUGGUAGAUGCCAGAGACUAGAUAGAGACAUGUUAGCUCUUCCCUGUCUUUUAAAAUUCCUUAAAAUAAAGGGGGAGGGAGGAUUAGUCAAAUUCAGAACAAAUUUUAGGGUAUGAGUCAUUGUACUGGAGUCAGUGAGGUGACUUCUUUAAACAGCAACUUUCUGUAUAGGUAAGGAUUAAGGGACUGGGCUUUUUUAGGAAGUUACUUGAAAGUGAACUGCAGCCAGUUUUAAACUGGAUUUGAAGCUGGUAUAAAAGAGAUGAGAUGCAUUCAGUUACCUAAGUUACCUAAGGACAUGGAAUUAUCAACAGGGCUUUUUAUUAUCAGGGUUAAAUGACAAAAUGCUACAAUGAAACUAAUGCAAGUAAUGUCUGAUUCCUAAUGUAACUAGUUAACAUGGCUGUUCCUCUAUAAUUUUUAAUUUUUAAUGGGGACUUAAAAUUGUAUCACCUUAAUCUUUUAGUUCUAAGACCAGAGAAGCUAAGGAAAAGUAUGGUCUUUAAAAGUAUUUCAUGUUGCAGUUUGACAGGCAUUACAGUUUUGAGUUAAUGGUCAAGAUUUUCAGCAGAUUCCCAUACUUGCAAAAAAAAUGUGAAGUGUAAUGAGAUGUGCAUUAGAAGAAACAAUGUAGUGUGGUAAUUCUGCUUCUUCUUAUAGUGAAUAGUCUUUGCAACAUGGAAGUAUGUAUCCUUCUCAUUUGUAGUUGGAUUCCUUGAAUGUUUGAUAAAACUAGUUGUCUUCUAACACAUUUAUUACAUAAUUGUAAGCAUAAUUCAAGCACUGGAAAUUGUCAGCUAUAAAGGUUCCAGACAAAUACUUUAUUCUUUGUAAGGACUAAGAACUAGGUAACACUUACAAACGUAUGAAUUUCUCAUUGAUUUUACUACAAAUCCAGUCUGUACAUUUUAGAGGCGAAUUUUUGUCAGAGUUCCAUAUGCUCAUCCUAAAAAUAUCACUGUAGCGGUUUUUUUGUUAUUAAAAUGGAAGAGAAAGGUGAAACAGCUGCUUUUGUCAUUACAAGCUUUGGCCAAUGUUGCAUUAAUAAGCCUUUGUAAAUAGACAGCCAAGACUCACAAGUUUGAAGUCUGGGUUGCACAGAGAUCUUCAGUUUUGAGCAGCUGUGCACUUUACAGUUCUGUAUUUGUUUUUACCAAUAUCUGCUGGAAGUCAGUAACUCAAGUCCUACUGGACUAUUUGGGAGAUGAGAAGCAAUAGGACUGACAAGGGAGGUUAGAGAAAUAGUUCUUUGAACAGGGAGGAGAAGACUCCAGACAACUUGUCUCCAGUCCUAGCAGACUAGCCUUAAGGCCAAAUUCACUCAUCUUUAGGCAACUAGUUAUCAUAAUCAGGUUCAGCAAGCCAUGAUGUUGUGGUUUGUUGUAUUUCUAUAGUAUCAUGUGGGUGCUUGUAUUCUGUCAGCACAAGAAAAAGAUAGUCCUUUUCCUAAAAUGUCUGCAGUUCAGAGGUCUGAUCCUCUCAGAGUCCACAAGUGUUUCUGGAGCUGAUCAGUCAUUGAGUAUAUGGUGACAGACACUUUCUUACAAAGGAAGGGAGACAGGGAAGGAGAUGGCAGAGAUCAUGAGGAAAAGUAUUACCAUAAAGUAACAUAGAUUGUGAACCUGACUCUACUGGGCAUGAAAUACUGCUACAUUUAAAUGAAAUCAUAUUUAUCUCAGUGGUGCUGGAGCAAGAAACAACUUGCCAGACUUAACUGAACUCAGUAAUCCUCUGGAGGCCUAGGCUAGAUAUCUGGAGGAUAUUUUAUACACUGUUUUAUGUUUCUUGAGGCAGGAUUUUAGUGGCCACAGGUUUUCUACUGCAUGAGUUCCUGUGUGGCUUUCCUACUCUGUGCUCAAAGAGGUCAAGAAUACUCAUAAUCUGUUCAUUAGGCUUAUUAAAAAUGGAAAUCCUACUCCAGGCUGUUCCUGCACUGGUGUGGACUUUGCUCUGCUAAUUUGCCCUUCCCUGUGGUCAUCCUAAUCCUUCAUAGGCUCAGGCUCAGCCUGUCCAAACUCCAGAUCAGUGCUCUGUGUGGCUGUGUGAGGUGGGUCUGUCCCACAGAACAGAGGUGUCCCUCCACCAGAGUAGGAGACAUUGUAUUGCAUGAGACUGGGGGCACUAAUCACUACCUUCCCAGCUAUCUUACUUCCAUCUCCUAAGACUUUUUUUCCACUGCCUAGAAAAAAAUGAAUAGUGUUGAGCACCACCAGGCUACCACUUAAUAAAGACAAAAUGUUUGCAAAUACUUUGGUUUCAGUUUUACCUUGGUUAUCACUGAAGAGUUAAAUAUCAGGCUAGCAGACAUUUAGUCUUAGCAAGUAUGACCCUUUUUUACCAUUUCUCUAGAUUUUAGAUAAUUACAAUCAGUUCAAUGGAUUAUUUUAAGAGUUAAAUAUAAGAAACACUUAAGUGUGAGACUAUUCCAAGUUAUGUGAAACCAGUCUAAUGCCUUCUCCACCUUGAAAUCUACAGAUUUUAGUGGGAACUAAGUCAGAGCAAGACUGGUAGGUCUCAAAAGUGAAUGAUGUUUUCAGCAAUAUUGUUUUCCUCCACCCUGAAGUGUUAGUAACAACAUUCAUUUCACAUAGGAGAAAGGCUAGAGCAAUGCUUUGACAUAAUAAAGAUGUUUACUGUAAGGGAAAGCUCAGUGCAGGUGAUAGCUCUCUCAAGAGCCAGUUCUGAACUGGGGAAUGAAUUCUCUUGGAAAGCAAAGAUUAUCAUAAAUUUCACCCUCUUUUUGCUCAAGGUCCAAAAUAUGCCUCUACCCUGCUUUUCCUGAUGACAUAUCAUGGAAGUGUGCCUGUCUGUACAUUGAAUUGUUUUUCAAAACAAGAGAGGCUGCUGUAAAUGCCCCUUUCCCCAAAGAGCAGGUGAGAACACAACCUCACUUGUCUGCUCAUAUUCUCUGGAGGGUUCCUGGACACAUCUGGCCGUGACAGUACUGAGCAUAGGGUGAAAUCUUUGUGGAUGAGAAUCCAUGUUGCUUUGCUGAAUUCUACCAUUUUCCAUUUGAACAUGAAAUCUCUUUGCAGUUCUCCGGGGUUGUUUUGUAGCAUUUUUAUUUCAGUAAGAGCUGCCUUUUACUGCCAAGCCCAUAAUUAAAGCCGUGGUAAGUAAUGGGCUGCAAAAGGUGUACCAAAAGAUAAUUAAAGAUGCACUGCAGAGCAUGAGCAUCCUUUUUAUGAGGUGUUAAUGUCUGAAGACCAACCAGUGACAUUGAUUUUGCCUCCUUCAGGAUGAAAGUUCUGCUUAAACAUCAAUAGCACUGUACUGCCCUAGAAAAUGUUUGAUGUAGGAAUUUCUUAAAGGGUGUUUGUCCUAAGACUCCCCAGGCAGGCGCCUGUGACAGCCCAUGCUGCACUGGGUAAUUCGGCAUCCCAUUCAUGCUAGCAGGAUUUGCUAGUCACCUUUGCAACUCCUAACUCAAGAAGGGCUGCUCUGGAGGGAGAGAAGUGAGGUUCUCCCAAUGCCCUGGAUUAAAUAGAUGCAACCCUUUUUUUUGAGAACCAUUUUAAAGAGCACUGUGACUAGUCAUUGUCUAACAAUGAUGUUGUCUCUCCCAAAUGCACUUUACACACAUAUCUUCCAUUUCUGUUCUAUUUUGAGUAUAUUCCACAUGUGAUUUGGACUCCUCUGUAGAUGUACUUAUACCACAACUGGCAUAAAGGAACCUUGACAGAGUGGGUUUCCACACUUGGACUCUACUUCAAUCUAUAGCAAAAUGACAUGGAUUUUUGUGGAAUUCUGAAGACAAUCUAUGAACUAAAGAGACACUGGUUUUGUUAAGCAUGCUGCUUUGGAUAUACCUAUUUCUUUCCCCACACUCAUCCCAUUCCCAUAUUUGUGAAAUGAAUCAAAAAUAGGUGGCAGAAUACUAUUUUUCCAAUAGAGUUUAGAGAGGAGAUGCAAGAGCUCACAAACAGUUGUUUUGAUUAUCACUGACAUGCAGCAGCUCAACGAUGCCAAGGGAAUUCGGGCAGCAAGAGCUGGUCCGUGUUGUUGCCUGGAUUAGUGUUUGUGGCAGAAAUUAGCUCUUGUGUUAGGCCAAGUCCAUAGGUCUCAGCAGAAGAGGGGCAAGAGGAGAGGGAGGAAAAGAUUGCUAUCUUCUUUCCUGGAAUGUCACUUAGUAACAAAACACUCUUUCAAUUAGCAUUGCAAAGAAAAUCUUUGAAAAUGAAGGGUGCAAAGAGGCUGCCUGGCAGAAUGCCUGAAACAAUAACUCCGGGAAGUGUGAACUGCUCUCCAUAGCUAGAGGAUGUUAACAAAAGCCUAGUCUAUCUGACCCGAGCUAAUAGUCGUGCACAGUCACUGUUAGCAAGCAGUGCAAGUCCGUGCAAGUCUCUGCUGGCUCCUUCUUAUCUCUUCUGCACUGGUUGUGUCUAUAAGGUGUGUAUGUGUGAGUGGGAGGAGAUGAUUUCCCUGUUCUUUUGAGAUCGGUAUUGCAGGCUGCCUGCAGGGGCAGCUUUGUGUUCUAGUUAUCUCCAUGACAUGAUGCUUUCUGCUGUGAAAAUUGAAAAUCCAGAAAGAAAACUGAAGAUAUUUUUUCUAGUUUUUCUUGUGGCCAGACUGAAUGAGUGAAGUAUCUUUGUACACUAGAAAUAUCCUUGGUAUCCUUGAUCCAGUUUAUCAGGCACCCCAUGGACAGAAUUGCAGAGAGAUGGAAAAGUCAUAUGCAAUUCCAUACUUUAUUGUGCCAAUUCAAAUCGAGACUCCCCCAUUCUCUCUUACCCUCUGCUCCUCCAUCCCGUGCUGGUGCUUGCCAAAAACUACACCGGCCAAAAAGAAAACCGUUGUCUUUUUUUUUUUUUUUCUUUAUGCAAUGGGCAGCUCUGUGAGCUCUUGGCUCAUUUCUGGGCAAGUGUACACUGGAGAUGGUAUGUACAGGAUUGUGUGCAAAGCCAUGUGGAGGCUUAAAGACAGGUAGAGUUGAACUCUGCAUGCUCAGAAAAAGAAGCAAUAGCUGAAGUUGGCUUUGCUGUAGAGAAGACUGUCAAAAAAACUAUGCCUCCAAGCUUUAUGUCUGCUUGUUGUGUCUGAGCCUUUGUCUACAUAAGUCUCUCAACAAUAAAAGUGAAAUAAAGCCAAAGGACUAGUAGCACAUCUUGACUCUACCUACAACUGCUGAACCACUUUGUCACCCAACACUUUUCUCCUUUCUCCCACAUAACAAUGCUCACUUUUACCUUCUAUAUGGACAGGAAAAACUCCAAACUAUCCUGGAACUCUGGAGGAGAAAAGAAAUCUUGUGGGAUGUAUCUGUGCUAUGACAGUUCAGGCUUAUGGGGAUAAUAUGGUAGAAGAAAGGGGAGAAGUACUGAGAAAUUGCUUCAAGCUGUUGUUUCCAGAUGUUUUGGACUACUUGGUGCUAUCAUCCCUCUGGAAUUCUCACUGUCUUCACAUGCACUUCUGCUUGAAAAUAUUAUUAAGGUAAAGUGAUUUCUGAGGGCAUUUACCUUGCCUUAUGGACAGGGUUGCUAAAGGAAUCCAGUCUCUGAAGUACUAGAUUGACAGGGGCUGACUGUCAUCCCUGUCUGGAAGGUCAUUAAUUUUUUGUUGUGAAGCACUGCAGUGGUGUGGGUAAUGUUAAAACCCUUGUGCAGCUCAACCCAAAGUGGCUGCAUGGAUGGUGGAUACACUGGUCUCUGCAGAACGCAAACAGUAUGUAACAGCUGACAGACUUUGUCCCUGUACCCUUUAGCUUCAGAGCAAGCUGGACAAGGUCCCAAAUCUGAAAAAUGAAUGGGGGGGACAUGGUGAGAUGAAAAACAUAUGAAGUAAUGAUGCUGCUGUUCUUGAACACCUUCAGUGAUAGCCAUUAAUGGCCUCAUUUGACAAAUUAUUACACUGACUGAUUUGCUGCUGUUCUGACAUCUAAUCCUUUGCAGCGUUGCAACUGUUGCUCCAAGUCCUUUAUGUCACUCUUGGCUCUCUUAAACAAUAUUUCUGGACUCUCUUUUAGAUUAAUAUGUCCAUCAUGAUUUCACCUUGGGCUGAUAGCACAGACCUUGCUUGUUCUGUACCUGACUUGGAUGAGCAGAGCUGUCUAGAGAGAAAAAAAAAGCUGCCAUAGGAAAGGAAAACUUUGUGCUGAGCUCUUCAGCAUGCACUUGGGAAGGAGCCUGCUCCAUCUCCCCUGGGUGAUCCCCGAGUGAGCUGGGGGAGGGCUUUGUCCUUUAUUGUGAACAGCGGGUGUUAAUGCAAUGUCUAGUAAAGCCACCAGCAUUUUAUUUACUGCAGUUAAGUCGAUGAGAAAUGUCCCAUGGAUGGAAAUAGGAGCAGGGUAACCAAACGGGGAAGACAAGGACUUGUCACCCGGGUGUAGUAAGAGCUGGGAUGGUUUCCCAUUGGGAGAAGGGCAGUGUGGAGGCCUCCCUGCAUCUAGAGGAGUACUGGGUUUCCAGCAGAGCGGGCCCGCGGUACAGAGAGAAGGGGAAAGGGGAGCACUCUUAGAGAGCUGAAGCAAAGGUGAAAGAUUCUUUCAUUGAAUUAUCCACCCUCCAUUUGAAUUAAAAAAAGGUGGAUGGGCUGGUGGUGACAGCGGGGGCUUCGCUGGGAGACGCUUUGGCUCCUUGUAUGGGGCGAGCCCUUAUUAUGUGUAUUUUGGUGAUGGGGUGACAAUGGAGGUGUGGGAGACGGCUCUGAGUCACCCGCGGAGCCCCGGCGGCCCCGGCUCAUUGGCGGGGCCGGGCCGGGUGGGUGGGGGUCGCUCAGGGCCGAGGUGAAGGGCUCAUAAGGCGCGGAGCGGCCAGAGGCGCCCCACCGCCCGCACACCUCGGCCCCAUGGAGCUCGCCAGCCUGACCCCCGCCAGCCCCGGACCUGCCGGAGAGCCCCGGGCGCGCCCCGCCGGUCCCGGCGCGGGGCGAGAGGGAGGCCGGCGCAAGAGAACCACGUUCAGCAAGGCACAGCUGGAGCUGCUGGUCCGCGCCUUCGAGAAGGAGCCAUACCCCGGCAUCGCCCUGCGGGAGCAGCUCUCCGACCUCACUGAGAUCCCCGAAUCCCGGAUCCAGGUGUGGUUCCAGAACAGGAGAGCCCGGCAGCUGAACCGCAAGAAGAGCGAAGCCGCCGCCUACCCCAGGCCGGGCAAGGCAAAGCCGGCCCGGUGCGGCGGCCAAGAGCGGCCACGGGCGCCGCAGGGUCCUGGAGCGGAGCGGAGCCUCCUGUGCCCGCAGCCAGGCCUGCCAGGAGGGAGCCAGAACUUCUGCGGACAGCCGCCGUCUUACUCGGGACAGCCGUACUCAAGGCUCGACAUGCAUUUCAGGAGCUUGGAUAACACUUUUGGAGCUCAGGGUCAGACCCCAGCUCACUUCGGUUUGGACUGCGUGGGAAAAGGGGUCCCACUAGGUGCGGAAAGCAUGGGGAGUCCCCCUCAGUUCUCGCUCCCUGUGCAGCAGGCACAGGACUAUCCGCACCUGAAGAAAUCUUUCCCUGAAAACUACUACUCAGAUGCGGAUGUUUUCCAGAUUUGUAUAGAAGAUCACCAGUACCUGGCAGCUAAAGAGAACAUGUACAGGAGGCCUCUCUUUAACUACAUCAGUGCUAACCAGGGCCUGGGUGUUGAGAACUAUUCAUGUAUCAAGUCAAACACUUCUCCCUUUGCAAAGGGCUUCGCUUUCAGUUAUGGUGAAGGGGAACCUAAGCUCGAGCCGGAGCAGAUGAGGCACAGUUCACCUCUGCUUGAGGCUAGUAAUGCUAGUCCUCCUUUGAUACUUCCAAAACAUGAAGGGGGGUAUCAAGGGACACUUGCCACUCCAGCCACAUCCUAUGGGCAGCAGGUGCUGGAGACAGUAAAUGACUACGACUCUCAUUGGCUGGGGAUGAGAAAUGAAAUUUUGGGAACAGGGUUAGAUUCACUGUUUGAGAACGAGCAAAAUGCACAGCAAGGUGAGCAAAAAAGUUUCCUUUUUGCUUUUGGUGGCCAGAGUUCAACCUGUCAUUUGAGUCACACAUGAAACUGGCAUGCUUGCCUGAUGAAGAAUUAAUGUGAUUUUUUUGUUCAAUUGGCAGUGUUGUCCUAAGUGACUAGAGGUUUGCAGGUCUAAGUGUGGAGUGCUUGCUCUGAGUUUUUUGCCCUGUCUGGAAGGGAAAGAAAGAUAAGCCACAUUAGUAAGGGCUACAGGAGAAUAAACUGCCAAAUGUGUCCCAUCCCAGGGGAACUGUCACUAAGCUGCUUGCAGUAUUCCUGCACGUUUGGUUAUUGGCAGCCUCAUGUUAACUUGCAUGCACAGACUGAUCUUCACAAGUAUGUCAGUACUGAAGAUUUCUCUGUGUUCAGACUGUGCUGGAUUAAUUCUGCCAGGAGGAUUGGGAUUAUGGUGUUGCUUUUGUGGCCUUACUGCACUGAGUUUUGUUUCUAUUCUGGUCAUAAUUCACUUACUUUAACUUAAGAAAUCUGUAGAAAACAGACAUUUAUAGCUUUUAGUGGAGAAAGCAUUAACACGAGAAGGGGACAAGCAUGGGAAAAACAGCAUUGGUGGUGGCAGGGGGUGGCUCACUGGGUGUGUCUGCAUUUUAGGUGUGCUCCUGACAGAGAACACAGAUGUUUUUUCCUGGAUACUUAAUGUGUAGUGUUUUCAUUUAAAAAUGACCACACGUGUAGCCUUUUAAAGGGCAAUAUUUUUGUGACUUCCUUUUGUAUAAUUUGUUUGCAGGUUGUAUUCUUUUUUUUUUUUUUUGGUUGUUUUCAAAUUGUAAUUUUCUAUUUGCCAAAUGAAGGUUUUCUGCCUUCAUGAACUUGUAGAAUUGCACUCAGAGAAGAGAAAAAAAAAUUAAUUUCAUCUUUGCAUUUGCACAUUGAGCCUGUUUUUAGAACUCUCAAGAUCCAUGGCUGUCUGGAAGAGCACUGUAAUCAUGGAAGUGUUCUUCACAUGUGUCUCGGGAGACUGCCAUGGUUACAUGUUAAAGCAAUAUCAGACCUACAAUGCUGAAAACUCUACGGGUAAAUCCUUUUUUGUGUUUAAAAUGUGGCUCUUUUAUGUUUUAAGUAUGCCUAGAUCUAAAUACAUAUGUUAUUAACUUAAUUACUUUGUUUAUAGAACAAAAGAAACAAUGAAAAUAAAACUUAACCACAGACCAUUAUUUUAUUAAUAAAGUUGAUAUCCCUGAAGAA
Messenger RNA from Pseudopipra pipra, 11539 nucleotides. Its product is annotated as diencephalon/mesencephalon homeobox protein 1-B-like. Bases 9213 to 10382 code for a protein of 389 amino acids. Gene Ontology annotation, biological process: regulation of transcription by RNA polymerase II. The transcript has 4 exons. Gene Ontology annotation, molecular function: RNA polymerase II transcription regulatory region sequence-specific DNA binding; DNA-binding transcription factor activity, RNA polymerase II-specific. The record is from RefSeq and is a predicted model, not a curated record. Lineage: Eukaryota; Metazoa; Chordata; Aves; Passeriformes; Pipridae. Gene Ontology annotation, cellular component: nucleus.